GGGGCGGGCGCGGGCGGUGGCGGCGGCGGGCGGCGCCCCCGGGCAAUAUGUUCAAGAGAAUGGCAGAGUUCGGGCCUGACUCCGGCGGCAGGGUGAAGGGCGUUACCAUCGUGAAGCCGAUCGUGUACGGGAACGUCGCGCGGUACUUUGGGAAGAAGCGAGAGGAGGAUGGUCACACUCACCAGUGGACGGUGUACGUGAAGCCGUACCGGAACGAGGACAUGUCUGCAUAUGUGAAAAAAAUUCAAUUCAAGUUGCAUGAAAGCUACGGUAAUCCUUUAAGAGUUGUUACCAAACCACCAUAUGAAAUCACCGAAACAGGCUGGGGUGAAUUUGAAAUAAUCAUUAAGAUAUUUUUCAUUGAUCCAAAUGAAAGACCUGUAACCUUAUAUCACUUGCUGAAGCUUUUUCAGUCGGAUACCAACGCCAUCCUGGGGAAGAAAACUGUAGUUUCUGAAUUCUAUGAUGAAAUGAUAUUUCAAGAUCCUACUGCAAUGAUGCAGCAGCUGUUAACAACAUCUCGUCAACUAACACUAGGUGCUUAUAAACAUGAAACAGAGUUUGCAGAUCUUGAAGUGAAAACAAGGGAGAAGCUCGAAGCUGCCAAAAAGAAGACUAGUUUUGAAAUUGCUGAGCUUAAAGAAAGACUAAAAGCAAGCCGUGAAACCAUCAACUGUUUAAAGAAUGAAAUCAGAAAACUUGAAGAAGAUGAUCAGUCUAAAGAUAUGUGACCAGUGCUGACUUGUAUGUACUGAAAAUGGAAAGACUUCAGUCAUGGAAUUGUGUGAGUUCUCUUCAGUUCUGUAACUGAGCCUAUGAGAAUUUCACUGGUAAAUGAUUGAAGUUUGUGGCAAUCAACUCCAUAAAUGGAAAAAAGAAAGAAUGUAUCCUUGUUUUAUAGUUAAAAUCUGUGGGUACUUAACGAUUUAUUUCAAGUGGAAGUGGUCUUGGAGACCAGACUACUUUUUUUUUUAAAACUGCAUUUGAGUCGUGUAUGAAAACUUUGUAUUAAGUCUUGUAUUAGUUCAAUGUGACUUUACAAAAUGCUGGUGUUUACUUUUUUUACUGUUUUUUUUUCUACUGAUUGUUUAGAGAUGCGUCUUUAAAGCUAAAAAUAAAAUAUGCAGUUUUUUAUUUUAGUACUUGUCUCUGUCCAGCAGUGGGCUUCAAGAACAACUGUAAGUAGCAUACCCUGAUUUCAGGCAGGUUGAAAUACAAUGGUAUGCAAGUUGUUUAAGUCUGGUUGCAGUGACUUUUGGCAUGUCUCUCUGUUAUCAGCACAGUGAAAACACUUUAUGAAAACAGGAUUUUAAAUAACUUGUUUUUAAAACAGGUAAGAGUUUCUAGCCCCAAAGCUGCUUUAACACAUAUAAAUGCACCAAUGCUACAAACUAUGUUCAGAAGCAGCAAAUUAUUCCAGUACUGUUUUGUAGGAUUUUGUUUAAUAUUUGUACUGUACUGCAGUCACUUCACCUGCUCCAGCCUGGUGUCCCUCCCACAAGAGAUGGUCUUCCAUGAACUUCUCAAUGUGAGAGCUUCUCAUGGGCUACAUUUCUUCACUAAAUGCUCCAGUGUGGUUCCCCCAGGGGGUCAUAAGCCCUGCCAGCAAACCUGCACCAGUGUGGGCUCCUUUCCAUGGGGCCACAGAAGCCUGUCCAGUGCAGGCUUCCCAUGGGAUUGCAGUCCUCUUUGGGCAUCCCUCUGCUCUGGUGUGGGGUCCUUCACAGGCUACAGGUGGAUCUCUGCUCCACUGCCUGGAGCAUCUUCUCCUUCCUCGCUGACCAUGGUGUCUGCAGGGCUGUUCCUCACAUAUUCUCACUCCUCUCUGUUGCCCUGGCCCAAGCAGGUUUUAUUUCCCGCCUUUUAAAUCAGCAACCUGUUGGGCUCAGCCUUGGCCAGUGGCAGGUCCAUCCUGGAGCCAUCUGGCAUUGGCUCUGUUGCACAUGGGGAAAGCUUCUGGCAGCUUCUCACAGAAGCCACCCCUGUAGCUCCCUAACUACCAAAAACUUGCACAUAAUUCUUAAGUCACUAGCAAGUGCUCCCCCAAAAAUCUACAUGAUUUUAUCAAUGCUUUGAGAACAAAGCACUCUUUUCUUCAUAUUUGAAAAAAACUGAUGAUUGAUUGACUUUUAUAUGGCAUGGUAAACCGAAUCACUCAGUAUGUAGAUUUAGGGUUUUCAUUAAGAACAGCAAUUUGGCAUACUUAGUUUAUGGUAUUAUGUAUGCACAGAGGCUGAGGAACAGCUUGUACUGUGCUGUUUACACAGAUCCUUCCUAGCACUGCAGAAUAUCGAAAUCUGUCAAUUUUUGGCUAAGUGCUUUGGUUUCUUUAUUCAGUAGCCAAUUUCCUUUUAAGCAGCAGCUGAAGAAGAAUGCUGUUUUCAGAGCUGUGCGUUGAGAGUAAGACUUGCAUGGGCCACAGUAUAUUGUGUAUGCUGAAACAAAAAUGGGAAUGGAAAGCACAAUUUGUGGUGUAUGCAACAUUAUUAUCUUCAUAUUUAUCAGUCAAAAUAGUAGUAAUGAUGACCAGCUCAAAUGGAAUAUUAAAGAGGAUCUGCAAGAGCUUUGACUAACAUGAGUAUGUGCCGAAACAGACUUGAACAGACCAAAAAAGAAUGGAGAUCUACCUUUUGAAUCCAACUUUUUUGUGGGAGCCCAAAGUAUUUUUUUUGUUUACAUCCAAUAAACAUCCUGUAUCCUAGUGUCCUAGGAUACAGGAACAACGAUCCUGGCUCCACUGUUAGUAGCCCUCAGCAUGCUAGACCACUGAUGUAAUUUCUGUUUGUCAUUAGUGGUCUUUUUUCCUCAGUUUUUCUUUCAACUUUUUGUAUUUUUUUCCUUCUCCUUUGUGCUCUCUGCAAAGAUCCUAGAAGAGUAUUAGGCUCCUGAGAGCAUAUGUGUACACAGAGAAUUUACAGUAAGUGUUGAUCUUCUAGUGCAUAUCAUUUUCAAAGUUAUUAGAAGUGAAAUGGAGUGGGGCACCUAAGGACACAGUUGCAUUUGACCUCCAUUGCCUUGAAGAAAAAGAAAAACCCAAACGCUACACUCUGCUUUAUUUUAGCAGCCCUACAAAGAUGCGAUUGCAGAGAAAAUAGUUCUGGUUUGUGCUUGCCAGGAUGCAAACUUAAAUGCUAUUUAUAUUGCUGAGGCUGACCUUAGACUGUGGCUUCAACCUGAGUUAUGAUUGGGAAACACAGUUGUAUUUAAAUGUUCCUUUGCAGAGACAGAGAAAAAAACCUCACUGUGUUACAGAUACAGUUUGAUAUCACUGAAUUGCACAGUAAUUUGUUCAAUUGCCUACUCUAAAGCUUUAGCAACCACUUGAAGUUGCCUUUUGGUAGGUAAAGAUAAACCAUGGUUUAUCUCAGUUUAUGUGCUUACUGUUUUGAGUUUUACCAGUGAGCAUCAAUAUCAAGUAUGCAAAACUAGUAGUUAGUGUCAUGGCCACUUCCACUAUAAAGACUUGGGGGUUUUAAAUGUUUUAGCUAGGACAAAUGACUACAACAGACAAUGACCUGUUUACUCAGUACCCAGUAUUAUGUAUCACUAGUCCUUUUCUUACCUAGCUCCAUCUCAUAUAACUUAGUUCUUUCCUUUGGGUUUUGCCCUCUGUAGUUUACAGUCAGACUGUGAAGUUGUAUAAGGCUGUUGCCCAGGAGGUUUCUCACCAAAAGUACCAUUAUCCGAAAGGAGAUGUGUAGAUAUGGCUAAGUGAAAGAUUUACUUGAGAAUUUUUGUAGUCAGUACUGGAAGCAACAUUAAAGCACCCUGUUCAUUUUUCUUCUAGACAGAUGCUGGUAAUAACCUCUUCUGAUUAUGCAUUUCAUCCAUAUAAAAUACAUCAGUGUGUGUUUGCUUCUUAAUGAGAAUACAGAUUUAAGAGCGUUUCAGGUGGUUUUCAGACAUGAUGUUUACCAAACACCAGGUGGCAGCUAUGUCCAAAAUAUUCUCCAGUCUCUACAGCAGCUUCAUUACUGGGAUUUUGGCAGAUCUGUGAUAUCUUUGGUUGACCUCAUUUGCUUUGAGACUUGAUCAUCUCAUGAGACAAUCUGUAUUUGUUUUAGUAGAGGUGACCAAAUUAUCUCUUGCAUGUUACAGAACUGUUCAGCAGCCUUGUCAGCAAAUCAAAUGUGCUGUGCCAGGAAGCACAAAAUAAAGUGUCAAUGUUUACAAUUUUUGUUCAUUUGGCAAGGGAAGCAGCUUUCAAAUAAAAAUCUCUUUGUUGUUUUUAGGGGUUGUUUUGAGGGGUUGUUUUCAGGGUUUUUUCUUUCUUUUUCAGGCCAAGAUUAUGUUACAAUCUGAGUGCACAAAACUUAAUUUAGGCACUCUACUGGACUACAUGCUUUGCUUGCACUCAAUUGCAGGUCCAAAAUGGCAGGAUUUUCCACAAGUAAAAGCAAUUAUUUUUUAAAACUUAAUGUUGAUAAAGUUAAUAAACUUCUUUGACUACUUACUGUGUAAUGAAUACUACAAAUGAACUUUGCUUUCCAAGUGUGUUGAAACUUCUAAUUUUCCUGUAUACAGCAGGGAAGAACACUUUUACUUAAGUAAGGGGAAGAGAAGAGAAUUAGGAUGGUAGAAAAGAAUAGCAACAAUGAGCAAUUCCUGUUAUAUAUAUUAGUGGGGAUUUAUGUAACAUUCAUUUAUGGUAUAUUUAUGCUAUUUCCAUUUUAAAAUGUUCUAAGCUAGCACAUGAAGUCGUUUAAGUUUCUAGUGAAACAGGCUUGCCUAUGCAAAUAGCUAGUACACAUCCAAAAUUAAAGUUUAUGUUUUGAUUUUCAUAGGAAAAACCUCUUGAAUGUCAAUGAAAAGGCCACAAAAAGAACUCCAUUAACAUUGCAAUAUACAGUAUAUCCUACUCUGCCCCUAAUAACGACUGUAUUUUUAAGGCGUUCAUGUGUUAAAUGAGAAGCUGGCCGUUCUUAUUCCCAUACUCGUGGGGAAUUCUGUACUUUAGGACAGAAACAGAUUUCAUCUGAUGUACUACUGGCUUCUGCUUUGCAAAUACUUUCACCUGAAGUGACCAACAGCUUUGUUUUCUUCAAUAUCUCAAUUCUGCAGUGUCUGGCAAAUCUCACCUUUUUUUUAGUCUACAAAAUCAGCUUUUUUCAAAGUGCACAUUUCAUUUAACCUCUGAUCUAGAAUGUUAAUAAAAAGCAUGGGUUUUAGUUAAACAUGCUUCUAAGUUUCUCAGUGAAACUUGUCUUUAUUCAUAGAAUCAAGAAACAGGAUAUAUGACUAAGAAAGUUCUUCCCAUGAUGAAUUGCUCAGGCAGAACUGCACCUCAGUUUAAAUGACUUUGAACAAAAGAUAAUAGAAUCAUUCCACAGUUAAAUUGUAUUUUCUAAUCUUGCAUCUUUAAGCAUGCUGGGUAAAUGCAGGUAUUAAGAGUUGUCAAAACCAAGGUUUAUGCUCCUCAUGCAUGUAAUAAGGGUGACAACUUUUGGACCUAAAAUGUAGAAACUGAAUAGGGUUGCAGCACUGUAUUGUUCCAUACACUGAGUCUGGUGAAUGUAGCAGGGCCAGCAUGUGGCUCCUUUUUUAUCUCUUUGUUUAUUAAAGUAAGAAUUAAUCCAGGUAAUUUUUGUUUUAAUUACUGUCCUGAGUAGAGUGAUAACUGUGUUCCACAUAACACUCCAUUCAGGUCCCAAGCCACCUGAACUCCGAGUAAGUAAAAAGGAGAAUGUUGAGAAGUUAUGUUUCAGGAGCUCGCAGUUAACUUUUGGUGUUAUUUCCUGGUUUCUUUAUGGAAGUUUAUGUAGUAGGUAAAGCAUUUACUUGGUAAGCUAAAUAUUCCUGAGGAAAACUGAAUCUGCAUCGCACAGUUUUAGACAUUCUUCACCGUGAGAUCAUGAGAGUGCUCUCCAGUGCUGCUGCCCACAGUGAGCUGUAGACAGUCAGCUCUGAAGGACUUCUCUAAGACUGGACAGGGAACAGGCAAAGGAAAACCAUAACCUCAUGUAGUGAUUAGGGCAUUAGAGAAAACAAAUGGGUGCUAUUUUUCAAGCUGAAAAAAGCCACCAUCCCAGGAAAGGGUUGCAUCCUUAGUAAAUAAAUAUGUCUAAAUUAGAUUGAAUUAUUUUCCCAUUACCUUUGGAAGUUACACAACUUUUUUGUGGUUGUAGAAUAAAUAUAUGUAUUGGACAACUGGAACUGGUUUUUUUUUCCUUCCUGCUACAGGUUAAGCAUGUUUGCAUGGUGAAGAAAGACGCAGGACUAAACUAGACAGACUGAACUCCAGCACCCACUACAUAGUGUUUAAAAUGAUCAAAGCAUCCGCUGCUUUGCAAAGCUUUGUGGUUGCUCUGAAUCUUCCUUUCACAGCCCUUAUCAACAACAGCCAGGAGGGGCAGUGCUAGAUGAAGAUGGGCAUUGCCUUGGAUCAUGACAGAACAUUGUGGGCCGUGUCAGAGGGCACGGCUGAUUUGCUGUGCACUCAACUGCUGGGCCUGCAAGUCACCAACCACAAGGCUGCUCCUCUUGGGUGCUACUUUGUGCUCAUGGAGCAUCUCAUCACUGAUCAGUCUGCUAGUCCUGCAUCCUGAUAGAUUCACUCGAAAUUAUUUAACAGUAAGGAGUCUACAGUUUCAAAUAGCACAGUCUAGCUGAAUUUAAACUAAACUGUGUUGUGAGUUUUGCUUGUUUUUUUUAGUAAAUGAGAAAUGAGUCCUAGUCCUUGUGCAUUUGCUGAGAAAAAAGAAGAUACAUUUCUAAGGGUGUGAAUUCUUUCUAGUAUUCUUUUUCCCCUCAGGCAUAAAAGACAGAAACAAAAGCACUACUUUUUUGGAAGAGGCUGACACAGUAUGUGUAUUUUUAAAUGGAAAAGCAGUAAAACUCUUCAUGGAUUCAUUGUCUGAAAAUUCUUUGUUCAUAGUUUAAUCUGACCCCAUAUGGUACUAAAAGCUUGCAAGUGCUCUGCCUCUGUGUUUGGAGAUGGAAAUGCCUGGUACUUCACUAAAUAAACCUGACCUUCGAUCCUUGUGAA
Corvus hawaiiensis (hawaiian crow) is the source of this 6985-nucleotide messenger RNA. It is a transcript of the gene YEATS4, whose product is annotated as YEATS domain containing 4. Bases 48 to 731 code for a protein of 227 amino acids. Gene Ontology annotation, biological process: regulation of DNA-templated transcription. The transcript is spliced from 7 exons. Lineage: Eukaryota; Metazoa; Chordata; Aves; Passeriformes; Corvidae. The record is from RefSeq and is a predicted model, not a curated record.